GUUGACUGCAGCAGGGCUUCUGAUUUGGACUCAGGUUCUUCCUGCUGAUCUAGAGGGAGCCAUACAUCCCGUGCUGCUGUGGCUAUCAUGUUAACUCAUGCAUAAUUUGAAAAGAAAAUGAAGUAUCACCUGUACCUGUGUACAUUCCUUGCUGGUCUUUGUGUUGUCACACAAUGUCACCGUGGAAAAGCUUGCCAUGAAGUCAAUAAUACAAAUCUACGUGAUGGAACAGAAAAUUUAUUAAAGCAUAACUGCCAAAAGCAAGGCUCCACAUAUACAGAUUUUGCAUUUAGAUUUUACAAGCAGGCUAUAUCAAAAGAAGCUGAUAAAAACAUUUUCUUUUCUCCCAUAAGCAUCUCUACUACCUUUGCCAUGUUAGCUGUUGGUGCUAAGUCAACCACCCUGACCCAGAUUUUUGAAGGACUGGGCUUUGACAAUCUGACUGAGACUCGCAUACAUGAUAUACAUGAAAGUUUUUAUAAAGUUUUAGCAGUACUGAACUGUACUGAUGUUAACAUCACGUUAAAUAUAGGAAAUGCCCUUUUCCCAGCUAUUGGUUAUGAACCACAGGAGACAUUUUUACAAAAUGUCCAGCAAUUUUAUGAUGCAGAUUUUUUUUCUACUGAUUUUCAUAAACCUGAAGAAGCUAAGUUGCAAAUCAACAACUAUGUAAAGGAGAAAACCCAGGGGAAAAUUCCUGAAUUAAUUGCUCGUCUUGAUGCAAAUACUAUACUGGUUCUUGUUAACUACAUUUAUUUUAAAGCUGCCUGGGAAAAGCCUUUUGAUUCUGAAAAUACCUAUGAGGAUGAUUUUUUUGUGAGUGCAAAUGAACGUGUUAGAGUUAACAUGAUGCAGCAUGAGAAUGACUACAACAGAUACUAUGACCAGGAUCUCUCUUGUGAGGUGGUAGAACUGCCUUACAAGGGCACUGCACAAGCAUUGCUCAUUCUGCCUGAUGAUGGAAAGAUGAAACAAGUGGAAAAUGCUCUUUCCAAGGAAACAGUUUGCAACUGGUUUAGCAAAUUUGAAACCAGAAGAUUACAUCUGUACUUACCAAGGAUUUCCAUUAGUGGGUCUUAUGAUGUCAAAGAUUUGUUCAUGGAAAUGGGCAUUACUGAUGUAUUCUCUAGUAAUGCUGAUCUGUCUGGAAUUAGUGGCAGUCGUACGCUCCAGGUUUCACAAGUCAGCAGAUCUCCCAUUCUUACUGCAGAGGAGCACUGGGGCUCAAUCUUGCUGACCUGCAUACCAAACUCUUCUUUGUGCAGUUACAGACCCAAGGAGAGUCUGACGCCUGCUUUGACAGCUGUUCUCCCACUUCUUCACUACACCCUUUGAUUCAUGCCCAUUGCAUAGUGGCCCUAGAUAGACAUUUUGCAAGUGGAGGUUAGUCCCUGGCCCUGAGAAAACGAUGCUCUAGAAUGUGCAUUGCUCAGUUCUACAGUUGUUCUGGGAAUGUUCUGCAAGCACUGAGAAGGCAAUGCAAGCCUCACAUCAAUGCCCAUCAUUAAUGUGGCACUGACCUUCUGAACUGUACUCAAGAACUUGGUCCAGCCUCAGAGGUGCUUUAUUGGGACCCAUGUGCUACAGUGUCUGUAGCAUGGACUUAGUGUAUGGGGGGCAGCUAUGCUUUCAACUCAAUAGACUUGGAGGCUCCUAUCUUGUUUGGAAAGAGGAGUCCUGUUGCUCCAAGCAGCAAGAACUCCAUGGAAGCCCUGAGCUAUUGCUUAUGCUGAAGUGAUACCAUCACUCAGUGGACUGGGAGAUAGUAAAAGCAGCAGCUUUUACAGUGUUGAGAUCAAAGAUAACUUGCUAUAGUGUGAGGUAGCCUGCUCUGCAAUGUCUAUAUGAACUCAAAAGGAUCUGGGAGCAGUUCCAGUGAGAUCCCACCCUGAUAAAUUGGUGCACCAGCACUGAUUACAAGGCAGGACGAUGAGAUUUUUAUCAGAGCAGGGUGGUAGAAAAACAGGUUUCAGACCUAUUGCUAAAGAGAAAGAGGUUAGAAAAAUCCCACGGUUGCUGGGAUAGAGGAGAGACUUCAGGAAAUAACACAUGGAGCAAUUUCCUGCCCCAUUUGCCUCCCAGGCCUUUGCUUUUGAGAAAGGAAACAAGGACCUGUAGGAAGAGGGCUACACUGGGAGCUUUCACACUGGAGUGAGAGGAAUAGGGCACUCCACUGCUCCUGUCAAGACUCUGGCUUCCUAUUGAGAAGCUUUGAAUGCUGGGUUUGGGAAGCAUCUAUCAGCACAUGGGGCAUCACCACAACUUUCUUCCAGUUGAGAAACUUCACAACCUAGAGCAGCAGGUUGGCCUGAGCAGUUACCGGACUGGGGAGUGGGAAUAGAGAUUGUCACAAUUUUUUUUUGCCAGGAUAGGAUGUGGAGAGAACAGGAAACAAACAAGUCAUUUGCCAUAUGUAUGAAGAAGGAACACAAAUACCUAUAACUUACAAUGUGAGCAUUCAUAUAGCCUGGAUGCUAAACACACCUGGCUGGUGUUAUUCACAGCAAAGACCUGAGGAUGUUCUUUAAGAGUAGAAAUAAUUCUGUCAACUUUUUAUGAAGAGAGGGGUCAUUUUGUCCUAAUUCACAGGAAACCUGAUCAUAUCUGUCUGCCCUGUAUCAUUUGUCCUUGUUGCUUUUGUCUGUCUUAAUGGGUGAUAUGGGACACUCUUCUUCAUGUUAUCUAAUUAUAUCAGUGGUAGAGAAAGAAACAGGGUAUUCUGACAGACAGGUAAAAAUUUCCAUUUAAGGGCUGUAUACCCAUUUUAUCUGUGGUAGGUACAUGUAUUUUAUGGAGUCUUUCAUUUAUCUGUAGGUAAGUCUAUUAAAUUUCUUUUAUCUUCCAGUGCAACAAAACCAGAAUUCAUUAGUAUGGCUCAAUCUCACAUUCAUUCCUACAGUCUAGGCAAUAGCUGGAACUAGACCAAACCCAGAAUGAUACAUAGAACUUCUGUACACCCUACAAAGUAUCAUUCACUUGAUUUCCUGAAGUGACAGUCAGUAGAAGGGAAAGUACAUCUUACAGUGUCCCUACAAUACCCACCCAAGACAAAUGAUCUUCUGCAGGUCUAUUACUCUGACCUGACAUACUUACAGGAAGACCAAAGAAAAAAGACUUAAAUAAAGAGAGCUUAGAGUCAUUGCAAGGGAAGAUUGACCCACUGGUCUAAACCCCCGAAAAACAGCCUAGCUGUGUGUAGGCAGACCUUAGUGCCAAGAUUCUCCUGGCAGUCUCUAAGUCUUGUGGGGAGACAGUAAAUUAGUUCUGUCUGACCUUGUUUGCAGUCUACUGGGGUUGUUUGCUGAUGGGAUAGUUUCUGUCAGUUUCUGCUCUGUUUACAUUGCCCUGUGGCAGAGUUUAUGAAAUAUGUAGUCAUAAGCCACUAAGCAGAGUGAUUUUAGGCCUAAUGCUGUCCAAUGCUUUUCUAACUUUCACCGGUAGGGAAAGAAGUUGAUCCAAUUCCAAAAGGCAUGAAGAAAUCAGAUAAUCACAGGAACAUCAGCUGAUUGAAUAAACCCUGCUACUUAGAUGCCAGAGUAUUUUGGAUUUUUAUUUCUUCAUAGAAUCGUAGAAUCAUAGAAGCAUAGAACCGUAGAACCACAAAAUCAUAGAACGGUUUGGGUUGGAAGGGUUCAUUAAAGACCAUCUAGUUCCAACCUCCUGUCAUAAACCAGGACACCUUCCAGUAGAUUAUGUUGCUCAAGAUUGCAUUCAGCCUGACACAGAGAAGCGAUUUUAGCUUAAACCUUGUUCUUCAGAGAACCCUCCCAUGAGUAGGCUCACCAGCUCUCUUCCUGAAGCUACAUCAUCAGUUCGGCCCUUGGCCGUUGUUACUGUUCCAAGGAAAUGGAAAUUUAGCCAGAAGCAAGCCAAUCCAAUUCUGUUUCAGCAGAUUAAGUAGAAUAAAACAAGCAGGAUUUUUUUUUCUCUUUACUGAGAAUCAUUUCAAGUAGAGAAUAGUUAAGUUCUUAAGAAUCAGUUGCUUCUGAUAUUUCCUGGGAAGUGUGUUUUCUGACUGUAGAUUCUCAGAACCAGGCAUGCUUAUAUGGCAGCUACAGGACAUUCUGUGACUCAUGGCCCAACUCAUCUUGUACAUGAGUCUAAGUGGCUUUUGGAGGUCUGAAGAAAAUUCAUAGCAGUGUUAAUCCUUAAGAAAGCUUUGAAGUCUAGUCUACAAAGCACAGAGGCACUGGAGUUUCUCAGUGGAAAAGAAGUAUGAGAGAAGUAUGAGCAUUUUAAAAUGCAAAUAUUUCCCUAAAAACAAAAUAUUCACUAUGGUGGGUAUAAAUUUUGAAGAAGGAAAGGAGCAUGAAGACCAACACGGACUAUAUAACUUUCAGUCCUGCGACACUUCUCCUAGCAGUCUCUGUUGUGUAAUACGUCUCUACCCUUACCCCCAUGGCGCUGCUAUGAUUAGAUAUAAACUGAUUGCACA
Messenger RNA from Gallus gallus (chicken), 4435 nucleotides. It is a transcript of the gene SPIA3, whose product is annotated as serpin family A member 1. Gene Ontology annotation, biological process: negative regulation of endopeptidase activity. Lineage: Eukaryota; Metazoa; Chordata; Aves; Galliformes; Phasianidae. Bases 118 to 1335 code for a protein of 405 amino acids. The transcript has 6 exons. Gene Ontology annotation, molecular function: serine-type endopeptidase inhibitor activity. The record is from RefSeq and is a predicted model, not a curated record.